This is a messenger RNA of Peniophora sp. CBMAI 1063, 2070 nucleotides long. NCBI's taxonomy places the organism in Eukaryota, Fungi, Basidiomycota, Agaricomycetes, Russulales, Peniophoraceae. The record is from the annotation of a GenBank genome assembly.
AUGACGAUCGCACAACGCUUGAAGCCUGGCCAAGACUGGGGCAAGGGCUCUGUCGAAAUCUCUCCCCCAGCGCAGGAUGGCGAGUCUGGGAUCCGCCGCUUGGCUAAUACGAAGGAGGGCCUCGUAACCCAACCACUCGAAUCAAUAUUCACUGUUCCCGACGUCCUGCGCUAUGCCGAGCGCACUCAUGGGGACAGACCCGCAUUCGGGUACCGUGACGUCGUACAGAUGGUCGAGGAGGUGAAGGAAGUCGAGAAGAUGGUUGACGGCAAGUCGGUGAAGGAGAUGAAGAAGUGGAAGUACUUCCAGCUAUCGGACUACAAAUUCGCAAGCUUCAUUGACAUCGCCAAGACGGUCCGGGAAGUCGCUGGCGGGUUGCUCGAGCUUGGAGUCGAGAAGAACGAGGUCGUGAAUAUCUACGCCGCGACGAGCCCGACAUGGCAAUACAUGAGCCACGGCUGCUCUUACAUCUCCGCCACAAUCGCCACCGCCUACGACUCUCUCGGCGAAGAGGGUCUCACGCACUCGCUUAACGAGCCCGAGUGUGUGGGUGUAUUCACCAACGGCGAGCUCCUCCCCACCGUAUCAAAGGUCGCCGCACAAGUCCCCUCCCUCCGCUUCGUGAUCUACGACGGCGAGGCAAAGCCCGACGUCAUUUCCAAGAUCACUGGUGCCCGUGAGGGAUUGAAGGUGUUGCACAUCGACGAGCUGCGCGCUCUCGGCCGCAAGAAAUCCGCAGAGGAGAUCGACGGGCGCCAACCGAAGCCUGAGGAUGUGGCGUGCAUCAUGUACACGUCCGGCACGACCGGCGCGCCCAAGGGCGUCGUCAUCAAGCACUCGAACCUUAUCUCCGCACUGGGCGCCGUUUACGCCUUGUUCGGCCACAACAUCAAGGCCGAAGACACGUUCCUCGCUUUCCUCCCCCUGGCGCACAUCCUCGAAUACAUCGUCGAGCUAUGCUUCGUCUUCAUUGGCAUGGUGCAGGGUUACGGACGCGUCAAGACGCUCACGGACGCGAGCGUGCGCAACUGCGUGGGCGAUAUCAAGGCGCUCAAGCCUACGAUCAUGGUCGCUGUUCCCGCGGUGUGGGAGCUCAUUCGCAAGGGCAUUGUGGCGCAGAUCAACGGCGGCUCGGCGAUCACGAAGAGCGUGUUCAGCGGCGCGAUGACGAUCAAGAAGAACCAGGUGCCCCUGUUGAAGGGCGUGGUGGACUCGGCUGUGUUCUCGAAGGUCCGCGCUGCGACGGGUGGCAGGCUUAGGUUGGCGUUGUCGGGUGGUGCGGCGUUGAGCAAGGAGACGCAGGAGUUCUUAUCGUUGGCGCUCGUCACGCUUCUGCAGGGCUACGGUAUGACUGAAUCGUGCGGCAUGUGCGCCAUCCUGCCCCCGGAAUGCAUGCAAUACUCCUCCGUCGGCCUUCCCUCGCCUGCCGUCGAAAUCAAGCUUCUUGACGUGACCGAAGCCGGCUAUAACUCGCGCGGCAACCCUCCCCAAGGCGAAGUCUGCAUCCGUGGUCCCGCCGUCAUCAGCGGGUACUACAAGCGUGACGACCUGAACAACGACCCCACAAUCUUCCCUGGUGACGGCUGGUUGAGGACAGGCGACGUUGGACGUUGGAACGCCGACGGAACGCUCAGUUUGAUCGACAGAAUCAAGAACCUGGUCAAGUUGCAGGGCGGAGAGUACAUCGCGCUCGAGCGUCUCGAGUCGACGUACAAAUCGGUGAACCUCGUCGGCAACAUCUGCGUGCACGCGACACAAGAAGCCAAGCAGCCCAUGGCGAUCAUCGUGCCGAACGAGCACCACCUCCGCGCGCUCCCCGGUCUGCCGCCGAACCAGAGUCUCGCGGCGCUGUGCCACGAUAAGAAGGUGCGGGAGCUGGUGCUGAAGGAGCUCAACGCGGCGGGGAAGAAGACGGGUUUCAAGCAGAUGGAGCUGUUGCAGGCUGUGGUGCUUACGCCCGAUGAGUGGACGCCUGAGAGCGGGCUUGUUACGGCGGCGCAGAAGGUGCAGAGGAAGAAGGUCGCGGACCAUUUCGAGGCAGAGAUCAAGGAGGUGUACAAGCACCAGUGA